This is a messenger RNA of Salarias fasciatus (jewelled blenny), 1161 nucleotides long. RefSeq names its product zona pellucida-like domain-containing protein 1. NCBI's taxonomy places the organism in Eukaryota, Metazoa, Chordata, Actinopteri, Blenniiformes, Blenniidae. The record is from RefSeq and is a predicted model, not a curated record. The coding region runs from base 1 to 1161 and encodes 386 amino acids. The transcript has a single exon.
AUGAAGAUUAUUUUACUCUUCCUGUCCUUCAUAGUCAGAAGUAGUCAGCUGUCGCUGAGUGACUGCGGAUCGGAAGCCAGACGGCCGCAGUUUAACGACAUCGCCGUGACUUGCGGCACCUCGUCCAUCGGUCUGGCCAUCCAGAUGUGCCCCGUCAUCUACACAGGCUACAACGAGACUCUGCUGAUCCUGAACCACAUGAUGGGCUCGGCCUGUCGAGCCACCCUGGAUGAGUCCGUGUCUCCACCCGUGGCUCGGUUCAACUUCCCCCUGAACAUGACCCACGCCUGUGGAAGCAUCUUCAGGACCACCAGCGCCGCCGGGACCGGCAUCUUCUCCGACUUUUCCAACAUCCAGACGGUGAACGUCAGCGGCAUCGUUCGCUCGGUCGAUCCCACCACCGGCACCAUCACCUACAACGCCGAGCUGAAGUACUACUACUCCUGCGCCUACCCGCUAGAAUACCUGAUCAACAACACCCAGGUGGACGUGUCGGCCUCCUCCAUUUCGGUCAAGGACAACAACGGUAGUUUCAUCAGCACUUUGAGCAUGGAGCUGUUCGCCGACGCCAACUACACCAGACCCAUGGUCAUCCCCGAGCUGGGCAUCGAGCUGAGGACGGACGUCUUCGUGGAGGUGAAAGCCACCAACUUGACGGGCCAGUACCACGUCCUGCUGGACCGGUGCUACGCCUCCAUCUCGCCUCUGCCUUCCAACUCCAGUUUCUUCAACCUCUUCGUGCCCUGCUCCAAAGAUCAGCUCACCACCAUGAUUGAGAAUGGAGACAGCCAGAGCGCCCGCUUUAAGUUCCCGGCGUUCCGCUUCAUCGAGCAGCAGAACCAGACCGUGUCCACCUACUUCCUGCACUGCAUCACCCGUCUGUGCGAGAGGAGCACCUGCAGCACCUUCAAGCAGUGCAACCGCCGGAGGAAGAGGAGCUCCUUCGACACGUCGGUGGAGGGGAUAACCCAGACCUACACCCUGACCUCCCCGAGGAUCAUCACCAGGGCCGAGAGCACCGAGUCCAAAGAGAAGCCCCUCAUUGCGGAGGAGGAGGCGGAUUCUGCCGCGGGGCUCGGUGCCGCCGUCGGCGUCCUGGCCUUUGCCUGUCUAGUCGCCCUUUGUGUUGCAGCCUUGUUUUACAAAAGGCUCAGGAACUAA